AUGCGGCUGCUGCUGCUGCUGCCGCUGCUGCCGGCGCUGGCCGAGGCCCGGCGGCCCUACGACGUGCUGCGGGCGCAGAACCUGGCUCUGAUGGGAAGCGUCUUCGGCAUCUUGCUGAUCGUCAUGAUCUUGAUGGCUGUGUGUGUCUACAAGCCCCUUCGCCGGCGGUAGCCCAGGGAGCAUGCCGGCAGGAGGGCGAAACUCUCCUGCGGCCGGCUGGCAUGUAAGUCAGGCCAGACUCCCAGGCUGGAAGAUCGA
Molecule: messenger RNA, 258 nt
Organism: Heteronotia binoei (common prickly gecko)
Lineage: Eukaryota; Metazoa; Chordata; Lepidosauria; Squamata; Gekkonidae
Gene: C11H12orf76
Product: chromosome 11 C12orf76 homolog
Exons: 2
Coding region: 1-171 (56 amino acids)
Source: RefSeq, a predicted model, not a curated record